UUAAACGCUGACGGAGGGGGUCUUCUGGUGGCGGGAGGGGGCGUCCCAGCCCCGGCGGCCGCCCGCUCCUCCCCUGCCGCCGCCGCCUCCACCGCCGCCGCCUCCGCGGCCCAGCCGGCACCGGCGAGGCCGCGCAGGAGCCCGGGCCGAGGCCGCCGCCGCCGCCGCCGCAGCGAGGCCAACAGUGAGUGCGGAGCGCAGAGGGCCAGCGGGUGGGUGCGGGAAGGAAGUGCGGGCAGGACUCCCGGGCAUGGGCGCGAAGGGGGAGACCGGCCGGACGGGCGCCCACCUUCCACGCAUGGGCGCCUCCAGGAGUCAUGCGGCCGCGUGUCCAGCCGCCCAGACGCCCCAAGGCGUCGGCGUGAAGACGCGGGGAGGUGGCGGGAGCGAGCGGCGGUUGUGCAGUGUGUCCGGCGGCGGGCGCUGCGCGGUCGCCCGGCGGUCUGGGUGUGUGCACGCGACUGCAUGCACACGUGUGCGUGGACCUCUGGGGUGCCUUGGUCCGGCGCGCACGGCGCUGGGGGUCCCGGUGUGCCCGUGAGUCCGGAAGUGCAGGUGGAAUGUGUGCGUGCAUCCUGGGCAGCGGUGCGGACUGGAGCCGCAGGAUGGAGCGUGGGCCCGCAGGUCUUUGUGCAGCGGGUGUGAGCGUGGGCGCGGCCGCCCGCUGUCCCGGGAGCUGACAGCUGCUCCGGGUGGAUGCUGAGCUGUGACCGCAGCUCCCCAGGAGUCCCCUGCCCGGCCUCCCCAGGCGGGCAGUGGAAUCGGCCGGGCCUCUGGGCGCACCAUGCGCAGCACCACACUACUAGCACUGCUGGCACUGGUCCUGCUCUACCUGGUGUUGGGUGCCCUGGUGUUCCAGGCCCUAGAGCAGCCCCACGAGCAACAGGCCCAGAGGGAGCUGGGGGAGGUCCGAGAGAAGUUCCUGAGGGCGCAUCCAUGUGUGAGCGACCAGGACCUGGGGCUCUUCAUCAAGGAGGUGGCUGAUGCCCUGGGAGGGGGUGCGAACCCUGAUACCAACUCUACCAGUAACAGCAACCACUCAGCCUGGGACCUGGGCAGCGCCUUCUUUUUCUCAGGCACCAUCAUCACCACCAUCGGGUAUGGCAACGCGGCCCUGCGCACAGAUGCUGGGCGCCUCUUCUGCAUCUUCUAUGCACUGGUGGGGAUCCCACUGUUUGGGAUCCUGCUGGCCGGGGUCGGGGACCGGCUGGGCUCCUCCCUGCGUCACGGCAUCGGUCACAUUGAAGCCAUCUUCCUGAAGUGGCACGUGCCACCGGAGCUGGUGCGAGUGCUAUCGGCGGUGCUUUUCCUGGUGAUCGGCUGCCUGCUCUUUGUCCUCACACCCACGUUCGUGUUCUGCUAUGUGGAGGGCUGGAGCAAGCUGGAGGCCAUCUACUUCGUCGUAGUGACUCUCACCACGGUGGGCUUCGGGGACUAUGUGGCCGGUGCCAGCCCCAACCAGAACUCUGCAGCCUACCAGCCAUUGGUGUGGUUCUGGAUCCUGCUCGGCCUAGCCUACUUCGCCUCAGUGCUCACCACCAUCGGGAACUGGCUGCGAGUAGUGUCCCGCCGCACUCGGGCAGAGAUGGGCGGCUUCACGGCGCAGGCCGCCAGCUGGACCGGCACGGUGACCGCGCGGGUGACCCAGCGGGCCGGGCCCACCGCACCCCCGCCGCCGGAGAAGGAGCGGCCACCCCUGCCUCCACCGCCGUGUGCACCCCAGCCUGCCGGCAGGCCCCUAUCCCCUGCGGCCCCGGAGAAGGCCGAGCUGCCCUCCCCGCCCACCCCGCCCACGGCCUCUGCGCUGGAUUACCCCAGCGAGAACCUGGCCUUCAUCGACGAGUCCUCGGACACGCAGAGCGAGCGCGGCUGCGCGUUACCCCGCGCGCCAAGGGGUCGCCGCCGUUCCCCCAAUCCCCCCAGGAGGCCCGCGCGUCCCCGGGGCCCCGGGCGUCCCCGGGAGAAAGGCAUGCCUGUGUAGGUGCAGGACGCGGGGCCGAGCCUCUUAGGGAGCUUCGUUCUCGCUCUCUCCCCGGCAUGCUCCACUUGUUUGACCAAAGAGUCCUCCCUGGACCGGACCGAAGCCUGGGAAGGAGGCUACAGGUUGCUUGUCUGCUACACACCCGCUCCCAACCCUCUCCUCACUUCAUCCAUUUCCAGACUCCCAAGGCAUUCGGUCUCGCUGUCCCGGCUGGGCCUGCCCCUCACAACACCUCACGACUGUGCCCAGAGCCUGCAUCAAUAAACCAGAGCAGUCUGCACCGCUGCGGGCGUGCGCGCUCCGGGGCCGCGCGUGGGGGGGGGAAUGCUCGCGCUGGGUCUCCUCGCGGGCAAAUCAGGCCUCCCAUGACCCCUAGGUCGAGUCCCCCCCGCCCCGGGCACCCACGUCAGUUAAGGCACAGGCUGGGUUGUGUUCGGGCCUGUAUCACUCUGCCUGGAGGCUACGGGAGAGGAUCCGGCACAGGAAUCUGCCAAGAUGGGCUGUGCAGGUCUCCAGCCUCAGCACGGCUAGUGGUGGUGGUGGUGGUGGUGGU
This is a messenger RNA of Manis pentadactyla (Chinese pangolin), 2534 nucleotides long. It is a transcript of the gene KCNK4, whose product is annotated as potassium two pore domain channel subfamily K member 4. NCBI's taxonomy places the organism in Eukaryota, Metazoa, Chordata, Mammalia, Pholidota, Manidae. The record is from RefSeq and is a predicted model, not a curated record. Gene Ontology annotation, molecular function: potassium ion leak channel activity. Gene Ontology annotation, cellular component: membrane. Gene Ontology annotation, biological process: potassium ion transmembrane transport; stabilization of membrane potential. Bases 785 to 1981 code for a protein of 398 amino acids. The transcript has 7 exons.